CGCCCAGCCGCUACCUCCGGGAUUUCCUGUCUUUAUACCAGUUUUUCCUGACUUUUCCCAGGUUUUCCUGGACAAUAACACAGGAAAAUGGUGUACCUACUUCACUUCGAUCCGCCGUCAAAGCGCAGAUACAACAUGAUGACUCCCCUGGAACGCGAGUACCGCAAGCUCUAUGCACAAAUUGAAAAGAGCAGGGAACCAUCGGCCUGGAAAAAAUACCUAAUGAAAAACGCCUAUACGUGCAUGAAGGUUAUCUGUUACAUACAUCUGAUCGUGAGUAUACUGGACGUGGUAUACAUAUUCAGCGGGACUGCCUACAUCACAAGUUUCUUCACGUGCUCCUACGACAAGGAAACAGUGAAGGAUCCCCGCUGGCAGAUCAUAGAGCAGGUGAUCAAACUACUCAACUACGGCUCUCACGGCUUCUUCCCUUACCCCUACAUCUUCACCUACACCGAGGACUUCCUACAGUUCGAGCGGUCCUAUUGUGGUACUGGCAUGUGCAUGAUCCCGUCGACGGACCUGGCCAACUUCGCCAACAACUGCUUCUGGCUGGCGGUGACCGUGUUGCGGUUUAAAGCUGUAAGGACGAAGGACCUUGUGACGUUCGAGUUGAUAUACCUGACGGACAUAUGCAAGAUAUUCUUGGAGUUUCCAGAUCCGGAGAGCUUUCGAAACAGCCACAAUAAUUACUGUAAAGACUUCAAAUUGAUAAAUGUACCGAACACCUGUAUACUGAUUGCUGUCAUCUACAUAGAGUACCUUUACAUCUGCAAAUUGAAGGGCGAAAGUGAAGAGAUGAGGAACAAGUGUCUCGGAGAGCGGUUUCUACAGAUGGCUCAUGCUCAACUCUCCGAAGAGGAAAAAGAUUUCGAAGAGACCAUGAAGCUUAUUCCUGAUGGCAUGAUGGAGGAGAUACUGGGCUUAUAAAUUGCUCGACGUGGGGCAAAAAUUGCCUAGUGCUGGGCAAAAAUUGCCCAACAUUAGGCAAAAAUUUCCUGUUGGGAAAAAUAUUGGUCAAUUAGUAGUAGACGACCAAGUGGUCGCGGGUUCGAGUCCCGUCGAUGGAAUUCGUUCCUGGGUCAUGGAUGGUAUAUUUAAUUAAUCAUAUUUGUCUUGCCUGAUUUAAGCAAAAUUCGGGCAAUUUUUUGCUUAAGACAUAUUUGGGCAAAUGUUGCUCAUAUUAUAAUAUGUUAUUAAUGUUAGAAACUUCUGACGACCAAUAUGGUCGCGGGUUCGAAUCCCGCCGAAGGACUUAAAGUUCCGGGGUCAUGGAUGGGAUCUAAACGUCUAUCUAUGUAUAACUUUAGCGAAUAAAUAAUAAAAUGAUAUUUGAUGAGCUUACUGAUGUUAAAUGCAAUUAACCUUUUUAGGUUAUAAUUGUAUAAU
Aricia agestis (brown argus) is the source of this 1389-nucleotide messenger RNA. RefSeq lists its product as uncharacterized. Bases 88 to 930 code for a protein of 280 amino acids. Lineage: Eukaryota; Metazoa; Arthropoda; Insecta; Lepidoptera; Lycaenidae. The transcript has 7 exons. The record is from RefSeq and is a predicted model, not a curated record.